Acanthosepion pharaonis is the source of this 4407-nucleotide messenger RNA. Lineage: Eukaryota; Metazoa; Mollusca; Cephalopoda; Sepiida; Sepiidae. The record is from the annotation of a GenBank genome assembly.
AUGUCUGUCAUUAUUCGUCUCCAAGGCCUGCCAUGGUCGGCCAGUGCGAUGGACAUUCGACAAUACUUUCAAGGACUCAGCAUUCCAGAUGGCGGGGUACACAUUGUUGGCGGGGACCGGGGUGAUGCGUUCAUUGCAUUUGGCUCGGAUGAAGAUGCGCGGCAAGCAAUGCUGCGUACAAAUGGCCAGAUAAACGGUCAGACAGUACAACUGUUGCUAAGCAGCAAGACAGAAAUGCAGAAUGUUAUAGCACUGGCCCGCGAGGCAGUGCCUAAUCAGGCAUACGCCAAGCAGGCCACUGUACUCCCUCCGCUCCCACCGCUGGCAACGGUGCCACCCACCAGACCCCCUAACGACCACAUGCAUCCAAUUGGUCCACCAAAUCACAGUAAUUUUGUUCCAGACAUGAGCGUACCGCCUCAGAGAAACUUAGAUUAUCCUAAUCGGAGGGAUUUUCCAAUAAUCCCUGUUGACAUGCACUCCAACACAGCCCCUCCUACUAAUGCUAUGGUUCCUGGAAUAGUCCCUUUUCCUGGACCCCAACCUGCAAACUUCCCAAACCAGCCCAAUAUACCACGAGAAAAUUACUUUGUCUCUACAGAGCAAGAUAAUAAUGCCAACCGACAAAACAUGGAAUUUCGGCCACCAGAUGGUGGCACUAAUGAUUUCCAAAACAGAAGACCAAAUUUCCCACCUGGUCAAGAUCCACAGGGAAAUGACCAAAGACGCUUUGGCAAUGCAAAUGCUGCAGGUGGGUUUGCCAACAUGAGACCUACUUUCCAGAAUUUCCCACCUCCAGAUGUUCCAAGGAAUAUUCCUAUGCCAAACACAGCCAUGCAACCUCCAGACAUGACUGUUAAACCUCCAGGAACAGACAUCCGGCCCCCAUAUUCUGCAGAACGGCGUGUUGAGGAGGAUUUUGGUGUGAAUAGAGGAAAUCUGAGACCAGACACAGGUGUCCAUCAUAUGCCACCAGUUGAUAUGAAAAGGCCUGAACUAGGACGUAUUGACUAUCAGCAGGGACCACCACGUUCUGAACCUAUGAGACAUGUUCCUUGUCCUCCUAUAGUGAAAGACAUUAUGAACAGGCCAGAUGUUCCCCGACCUAAUGAGGUUAACCGACCAGAUGUUAAACCUGAUCCAGGUCCACACAUAACUAUAGGUCGUAAUGAGCCUAACAGAUCUGAAAUAGGUCGGCAUGAACCCCCAGGAAGACCUGAUAUGGGUCGACAUGAACCUCCCAACAGACCAGACAUGGGUCGACAUGAACCUGGGAAACCAGACCUGCGACGACAAGAGCCUGUGAGACCUGACUUGGGUCGCCCAGAUGCAGGGCGAAACUAUCCCAAUAGAUCUGAUGGGGUGAGACAUGAAUCGCGAUUUGAUUCCCCUCGUCAUGAACCACCCCGACCAGAUGCACCCAGAACAGAACAUGGUCGGUCAAAUCUAGAAAGAACUGAAUCUCUCAGACAAGAGACAGCACGACUGAGUGCAAACAGAUCUGAUCCCAGUCGCCUGGGAUCUUCAGGAAGACCUGAUGCUCCAAGAACUGAAACAGCACGAACUGACUCUAGUAGAAGUGAUUUGGCCAAAACAGAUUCUGCAAGACACGAUUCAAGUCGGUCUGAUUCUGGUCGUCAUGAUUCCAAAUCUGAGUCUCGUCAUGAUUCCCGGUCUGAAUCUUCAAGCAGGUAUGAUUCUGGGAGCAGGUAUGAUUCUGGAAGACAUGACAGACAUGAUCGAAAUCGAGAUGAAGGAAGCAGAUAUGACCGACAUGAACGGAGUCGCGAUGAUGGAAGCCGUUAUGACCGCCGAGAUAACCGCAGAGAUUCCAGAUAUGAUGGACACUAUGACAGUGGGAGCCGGCAUGAAGGAAGAUAUGAUGGAGGACGAUAUGAUAGCCGACAUGAUUCUAGUAGUCGAUAUGAAUCUAGGAAUGAAUCGCGACAUGAUAGCAGCCGCGGAAGCGAUAAACCAAGAGGUGGACCGAGCUCAAGAGAAUUUGAUCGACCUGGAAGAGAUGAGCCCCAAAAGUCUGAUACAUCUGGGGCAGACCAACACACGAGUGGGGCAAGUGGUUCUCAACCAGAUUCCUACAAAAAUAUGAGCUCUGGAAAUAUGCCACCCAGACAAGGAGACCUGAACAAUGCAAGGAAAGGUCGCAUGGAUGUUGGAGGUCCGAUGAACCGUGGUGGGCACAUGAACCGAGGAGGUCCAAUGAACAGAGGUGGCAGACCUAAAAAUGAAUAUGGAGGUGAUGGCAGAAGGGAUUAUGACUAUGGUCCACCUCCACAUGAUCAAGGAUAUCCUGGUGAUGGGCAAAGAUUUGGAGAAAGGCCCCCUGUUCAUCAUGAUGGACCCCCAUUCAGUGGACCUGGCAUGAAUAAGGAGUGUGGUAUGUAUGAGGGGAAGCAGAAUAUAUAUGAAGAAAAUGAUCCAAUGGGAUUGCCUAGAGGGCUCUUAGGUGACGCUCCCCCAGGAUUCCAUGGGGUACAAGGUGAACCAAAUGAUGGCAAGUGGGAUGAAGGGUAUGGAAUGAGGGAUGACAUGAGACAUGGAGACCAGCCACGUGAGGACUACCAAGCUGAAUGGCACAAUGAAGGUAUGAACAUGAGACCUCCAUUCCCUCGGCCUGGUUCCUGGAAUGAGAUGCCUCCAAACCAACCCCCUUAUCCUAGAAAUGAUGGUCCCCCUCCGUUUGGAAGAAAUGAUCAAUAUGGAAGAUAUGAUGGCCCAAACCGAAAUGAUAGGGGCCCCCCUCCUGGACGAAUGCAUAUGGAUGACCGAAAUUAUGGGCCUCAAAAUGAAAUGAAUUAUGGCCCUGAAACUGGGAUGAGACCCGGUAAUGUGGAUGAGAAUCAAAUGAGAGGAGUAAAACGAGGUCACAGAGAAUCUGAUUUGUAUAUCGAGGUUGUGGGUUUGCCCUUUACUGUUGGUUAUAGGGACGUGCGACGUUUCUUCUCAGGUUGUGUCAUUCCACGAGACGGACUAAAAAUCAUCAACAAUGAGAAAGGGCGGCGUGCAGGAAAUGCUUUCAUUAAAUUUGCCACCAAGCAGGAUGCAGCGGAGGCAUUUAAACGCCAUGGCAACUUUUUGGGUAGCCGUUAUAUCGAAAUCUACAGUUGUACCCAAGAGGUUUUUGAAAAUGCUGUAGAUUCAUAUGUGCCCAAAAACCAACAUGGGCCCCCUCCCAACAAAAUGAUGAAGGUCGAUUCCGAUAAUGAUUCCAAGGAUGAUGUACCAUCUAACAUGAGGACACCACCCAAAGAGACUGAACCAGCCCCAACAAAAACAACCAAGGAGAUAAACUUGGCUCCUGCGUUGGAUACAAGUGGUUCUGUAUCAUCAUCAAGCGUUAUUCAACUCAAAGGCAUAACGCUUAAUGCAACGAGUGAGGAUUUGGUGAACUUCCUCAAGGAUGUUCAGAUUAAUGACCCUAGCAAUUCAAUUGUAAUUGAACAUGACUCUCGAGGCAAGAACACUGGAAUAGCUUACAUUGAGAUUGCUUCACAGAAGGACUGCGAGACGGCGCUUUCGUUCGAUGGGCGUCACAUGGGGGGUAGGAUGAUCCGUAUCAUCACUGCAUCAAAGAAAGAUUUGAUUGCACUCCAAGAGAAAGAAAAGAAGAACACUCCUGACAAAACCUUGCCUGUUAAAAAUCAAAAAGACUCACCAAAGACUCCAGUCAAAACAGAACCAAAAACAACGCCAGCCACUAAAACUGAUGCUCAGCAACCUGCAAGCAAAGGUCAAGACCAGAAGACACCUGAGAAAAAACUUGGCCCUGCUGGUGAAACAAAGAAAAAUGAGACGGUAACUGGACGCAACACCCGGUAUUAUUGUGUCAGUCUCAAAGGUCUCCCCUUUGCUGUAACUCUUAACGAGAUUAAAGAAUUCUUCCAGGGUCUAAAUAUUGCACCUCGUGGUAUACAGAUUGUCUAUGGAAAAGACGGUCGUACUACAGGUCAGGCAUUUGUUGAGUUUGUGACGAGCAUUGAUUGCGAAAAGGCCCUGUCACGUGAUAAGCGGUACAUAGGGAAGCGUUACGUUAACGUCCAGGCUAUCACAAAGGCUGACAUGAUAGAUCAUUUAAAACAGGCACGACAAGGUAACAUGCCAAACAACAUGGACCCUUCAGGGCCACCAUUCAUGAUGCCUGGUGGUAAACAAUACCAUUACUUAAGAGGAGAGAACUUCCCCCCGUCAGUUUCAAUUGGGGAAAUUCUUAACUUCUUCCGAGGCUAUUAUCCGGUGCCUGAGUCUAUUCGACUCCACUACGCCGAAGAUAACCGACCAACUGGUAAUUCCCUGAUUGGGUUUAUCACCCUGGAUGAGGCCCUGAAGGCCAUGGAAGAUUUGAACAGAAAGCCCUGCCGGAAAAACAUAGUUACAUUGCGUAUGGCAUAA